GCGUGAGAGAGAAAAACACUCAGCUGCUUGAUUUUUGUAAGUCUUUGAAAGUGAUGUUUAAGACUAAAAAAUCAUGUGAGCAGCCAAAAAGCCACAAACAGCACCUGAUCCAGAAGCUGCUGUACUGCACAGGAGAAAUGGAGCACUUUCACAUGUACAUGAAGGAUCAGACUUUCCUCAUGCAGCUGUUAGAGUGGUUAUUGAGAGGUGUCUCUGGUGUGAUCAUGGUGAAUAACCCUUUGAGUGGAGCUCUGAUUCUUACUGCUCUGUCAAUUGCCAGUCCCUGGCAGGCCCUGCUGGGAAGCCUGGGACUCCUCUCAUCUACAGUCAUGGCUAUCCUAAUCAGAGAGCCACAAGCUGAGGUUUCCAGGGGAGAACACGGUUAUAAUGGGAUGUUGGUGGCAUUAUUGAUCGGUGUGUUCAGCAAUGCAGGAGACUGGUACUGGUGGCUACUGCUGCCUGUAUGUCUUGCUGGAGCUGCAACUACAUUUGUACAUAGUGGCAUAGCAGCUGUGUUAAACAAAUGUGAUUUGCCUGUAAGUGUUUUCCCCUUCAACACUGUUCUGCUCCUGUAUUUGGCCUGCAUCGGUACUGAGAACCCAUACUACCCCAGCCAUCCAGCCCUGCCACAGGGGGAAACACUGAGCGUCAACAGCACACAACUCAACAUACCUCAGCUUGUGCAGGGUGCAGUGUUGGGAGUGGGGCAGAUCUACGCUUGUGAUGAUCUGGGGUCCACCCUAAUCAUUCUUGCUGCUGUGCUGCUUUUUUCUCCAGUCUUAGCCUUUCACUCACUGCUUGGGUCAAGUCUUGGAGUACUUGCAGGUCUCUCUGUUGCAGUGCAGCAGGAUGUUUUAUACACAGGGCUGGCUGGUUUUAAUGGUGCUCUUGGCUGCAUGGCUGUUGGACAGUUUUUAUUCACAUUAAGCUGGAGAACCCAUGUCUUCUCCAUUAUUUGUGCCUUCCUCUCUUCCUAUGCAAACAUCGCCUUAAGCAAUCUGCUGGCACAUGUGGAGCUCCCUGCCAGCAGCUGGGCCUCCACAUUAACUAUAAGCCUUAUGAUUUUAGUAAAUGAGCGGAGCAUCUCCACAUACAGCAUUGCUAUUGGCCGUAACAGCUCACCUGAAGGGCCCUUACACACUCCCAGCCAAUGUGCUGUGGCUAACACAGACAGUAGUUCUGUGUGACACACACACACACACACACACACACAAACACACUUGCAGUGAACCAUGUUUAUUAAUGGUGUCCAGUCCAUAUAUUUUCUCUGCUAAUUAAUGUGCUUGCUCUUCCGGAAACUUCUGAUGAAUGCAUCCCAGAGGGAGUAAAGUCGUUUG
Messenger RNA from Tachysurus vachellii, 1337 nucleotides. RefSeq names its product urea transporter 1. Bases 54 to 1187 code for a protein of 377 amino acids. Gene Ontology annotation, biological process: urea transmembrane transport. NCBI's taxonomy places the organism in Eukaryota, Metazoa, Chordata, Actinopteri, Siluriformes, Bagridae. Gene Ontology annotation, cellular component: membrane. The transcript has 8 exons. The record is from RefSeq and is a predicted model, not a curated record. Gene Ontology annotation, molecular function: urea transmembrane transporter activity.